AACAAACAAAUGGUCCUCAGUUCCAGUGAAGGACAUGUGGACUCACAGGGAUAGCAUGGAUUCAGUGGAUUAAAAAGAAAGACAGUGGUGAGCUUUGUAGGAAAUAAAUAGAGGGACAGAGGUUAAAGAGCCUCUAAUAGACCCCACCCUCUCUCUCACACACACACACUCUCUCUUUCUAGUUUUCCAUGCCUCUCACUGAUCAUUUCUAAGCCAGAUUGGCGGCAGCAAAUUUUCUCUGCAGCUCUCCAGAAAAAUGCCACAUGGAUUUACAGAGGAAGGGCUCAGAUUAAGAUUAAACAAAAUAUAUUUCCCAUAAAGACCAGCUGAGAGAUUACACAGAGAGACCAACAGAGACAGGAAGUGACUCUCUGAAGCUCCAGAAGCUGUCUCUCCUCGCUGUAUGUUACCGUGGGUCAGUGCAGUGCAGCCAUGGGAGAGAAUGGCUCAGACGGGGGCUCCUGGUUUGUCCCCUCAUCCAUCCAGCCGCCGUUCCUCUCCCAGCUGUCCCCCUCUGCAGACCUCGCUGUGGCUGCUUUCCUCACCCUCACAGGUCUCACAUCAGUGCUGGGGAAUGGUAUGGUGCUGUUAGUCUACCGUAGGAAAAAAAAGAAGCUCAAACCUCCUGAGCUCAUGACCAUCAACCUGGCUCUCUGCGAUUUUGGCUUCAGCCUCUUGGGUGCGCCAUUUUUCAUCACUUCCAGCCUGUGUCAUGCCUGGGUGUUUGGGGAGACAGGGUGCCUCUGGUACGGCAUUCAGGGCUUUGUGUUUGGCAUCGGCUCUCUGCUCACCACCUGUCUCAUCUCUCUGGACCGUUGCCUAAAGAUCUGCUGCUUAAGAUACGGUCAAUGGAUUGAGCGCCGUCAUGUGUCUCUGUCCAUAGCUCUGGUGUGGGUUUAUACUUUAUUCUGGGCUUCUCUUCCUGCGUUUGGUUUUGGGAGCUAUGGACCAGAACCUUAUGGGACCAGCUGCACCAUUAACUGGUGGAGAGUGAGGCUGUCUCUGAGUGACAGGAUCUAUAUCUUCCUCAUCCUGACGUUAUGCUUUGGAUUUCCCACACUUACCAUCAUCUCCUCAUAUUUGGCCAUCCUGCUGACGGUCCACAGAUCGAAUCGUACCUUAGCAUCUAUACCGUCCUCCUCCAUCAGUCACACCAGCAAAGACCUGAGGCUUGCAAAGAUGGCUGCAGUGGUGUGCAUCAGUUUCCUCCUGGCCUGGAUGCCUUAUGCAACCGUGUCUCUGAUCUCCGCCCUCAUCCCCAGAGAUGACCAGGAGGCAGACAGCACAUUACAGGCUGUGAUAGAGGAGUCCAGCAGCAUGGCCUCAAACUCUCCAAAGAUGCUGGACAUCCCCUCACUGCUCAACUGGACGGCCACAGAAUAUUACAGAUCAAUAUACUACAACUCUGAGGAGAAGUGGGGUCAUGUGGCUGACAUGAAUCCCAACUCAGGCCUGAACGGCACCGCAUUCAGCUCCAUGUUUGGUGAAGAAGCUGAGUCAAGAUCCAGGAGCCCACAGCCAUUCUCCUGUCUGCCACCUGUAGUCACUUUGAUCCCUGCUAUGCUUGCCAAGUCCCACUGCAUGAUCAAUCCUUUAAUUUACCAGGUGAUGAACAGGGAGUUCAGGGAUGAUGUCUAUGUGAUGGUGUUUGGUCAAGAGAAGGCAGAGAAGAGGCGAGUACAGGGGCGGAAGGACAGCUUAUGUGAAAGGAGCAUCAGCCUCUCCUACUGCCAGAGCUGGAGGAGGAAGAGGAGCAAACCUGUGUCCAUAGAAAUGAGAGACAAAAAUCUGAAGAAACAGAGGAACCAGAGUAGCAAUAACGGAAGGAGAACAGACUCCUUUGUUGGUAAUAUCUCAGUGGGGGCUGAUGUGCUGGACUUUGCCUCCUCAGAAACACAGGGCAACAUGGAGAGAUACUGGCGUGAUAGUGGACGGAAGACGACAGGAAGAAAUUUAAGAGGGUCCGUAUCUAGCACUCUCACUGUCUAGAUAGAUAGAUCAAUCUAAAAAAAAUAAAAUAAAACAAUUUUCUUUGUUUACAUGUUGUCUUGUA
Molecule: messenger RNA, 2053 nt
Organism: Lates calcarifer (barramundi perch)
Lineage: Eukaryota; Metazoa; Chordata; Actinopteri; Centropomidae
Gene: opn9
Product: opsin 9
Exons: 9
Coding region: 433-1989 (518 amino acids)
Biological process (GO): G protein-coupled receptor signaling pathway
Cellular component (GO): membrane
Molecular function (GO): G protein-coupled receptor activity
Source: RefSeq, a predicted model, not a curated record